Prorocentrum cordatum is the source of this 465-nucleotide messenger RNA. The record is from the annotation of a GenBank genome assembly. Lineage: Eukaryota; Dinophyceae; Prorocentrales; Prorocentraceae.
AUGCUCUUCCCGCGGCUGGAGUCGAUCUGUUCGCUGCUGCGCACCGUGCAGGUCGCCUUCGCGGUGGUCCGCCUGGCCGAGCUGAUGUACCUGCUGGCUGGCGGGUGGGUGAGGGUGCAGGAGCACCUUCCCAGGGAGCCCUUCCCGGUGUUCGGGCAACCGCCGUUGUGUCUGUUCUUCGGGUGGCGGUGCUGCGCCCGCAGGAUAACCGACAGGGACAUCUACUUCAUGGCGCUGGGGAUGCGGCAGUUCGCCGUCGUGGCCCCCGUUGCCGGCACCGUCGACACGUGCGCCCACAUCGCACGCCUGUAUUCUGCGCGUGCUCCUGCCUCGGAGUGGUCUGUGGCAUUCGUGUUUUUGCAGGUGUUGACGGCAUUGUACUCCGCCACGACCUUGAUCGGCAUGUGGUCGUUCAACAACCUUUACUCGAGAGCCGAGCAGUGCCCGAGACGACCAAGCGCUUGA